Molecule: messenger RNA, 2526 nt
Organism: Cottoperca gobio
Lineage: Eukaryota; Metazoa; Chordata; Actinopteri; Perciformes; Bovichtidae
Gene: stard15
Product: StAR-related lipid transfer (START) domain containing 15
Exons: 7
Coding region: 1713-2351 (212 amino acids)
Molecular function (GO): lipid binding
Source: RefSeq, a predicted model, not a curated record
CUCAAGGUUAUUUCCUCUGCGUCUUCACCCGAGAUGAGAGAUGUGAAGACUACAACACCAAAAAGACUCUGGAAGAAGUGAUCCAAGUUGCUGACCGAAGUGCAGCAUAAGAGUAACCACCUUCCCAACAGCUUGGACUCACAGAUUGAAUCUUCAGUUUUCUAUGCUCACUCUGCAAAUGGACGAUUGACAUGGACUGACUUCAAAAGACUUUCGACAAAGUCAAGAGUGGCCCGGAGGCCUUCAUCACGCAGGAAGAAUAUGAAUGCUAGGCCAGGCGAUCCGACCUCUCUCUCUCUCUCACUCUCCCCACCGAUAAGUAAAUCAGAUAGACAUGGCAGUUAUGUGUUAGGGAUUUAUAUUAUAGUUAAUCAAUUCUGAUAAUCAUGUUACAUGUUGUUUGAAUCAAUUUAAGCUGUAUGCCUUGCGCCUGCUAUAAUACUUAAAAUAAAAUGAAUCUUUUGAUUUAAACCUAGAAUUGUGGACAGUAAGAAUUUGUAUCUUUAUGAGGUGUUUUAUAAAGGUUUGGCGCGAUUAACUUCUCAAAGGUUUUGUUAAUGGUUGUCUCUAGCAAGUAGAUUAAACAUGUCCCUGUGGUCAAUUUCUGACUACUAACUAAACCUAGUCAAUACCAAGUGCACAGAUGAUAGAGGAGAGCUGUCAGACGACCGUGACUGGUGGUAGCCGCCGAAUUCACAUUGCUAUUCAAUUUGGCGGGAUUAUUGGUGCAAGCGGGAUAGACGGUUGUAUACAGGCAGUAGACACUAUGCUAAGUCUCCUCGCCACCAACUUAAAUAGUCACUAUAUUCUAGUUAAGGCAGAACUUGAUAGGAUUAGGACUCGGGCCCGUUAGUUGGAGAGUUGGUCGAUACUCGCCCAUGAGGGACCAGGGCGCGACCUACGCGGAUCUAACAGGGUGAACAGCAGUGGACUCAGAACGCAGCCCUGUGGGGUGCUCUGAGAAAUGGUGCUGGAAGUGCUGUUUCCAACCCACACAUGCUGGGGUCUGUUGAUGGGCCAUGCUCAGGUGGAGUGCAGAGGAGAUGGGCAGCCGUCCUGGUAAACUGUCCGGGCCCGCCGCCUUCCGGGGGUUAACUUUCUUCAGCGUCCUCUGGACCUCAACUGUGUCGAGGAUCAGUGAUUGUUCAUCAUGCUUGGGAACAGCUUUCAUUGCAGUUGUGUUGUUCAGUGCCUCAAAUCGUCCAAAGUGAUUAUUGAGGUUGUUGAGAAAGAUUGUGUUGUCCUCACAGGGUGGUGGAGCAGCCUUGUAUCCAGUGAUGGUCUGAAUUCCCUGCCACAUGCGCCUGGUAUUCAUGGAGUCAUUAAAGAAACUCUGGAUUUUUUGCCCAUGGGUGUGCUUAGCUUCUCUGAUGGCACGGUCCAGUUUCAUGAUCAUGGGUCUGCCGCAACUCUGCAGCAGGAUCAGGGGUCUACCUCAGCUCAACAACAGCAUCAAGGGUCUGCCGUGGCUCAGCAGCAGGAGCUGCGGUCUGCCGCAGCUCGACAGCAGGGUCUGCCGUGGCUCGGCAGCAGGGACUGGGAUCUUAGAGCUUGCCUGACGGCGUCUCAAACGGCUCGAUUUUUUCCUCAGAAGCCUGGAAGUCUUCUGGAGGCUCAGAGGACCUCCCAGGGCCAGGCGAGUUCCACGAAACAGAUCAAGAGCUGGAGCAGGAGGAUCGGCGCUGACUAGCAGAAAAGAAGGUGGCCUGUGGAUGAGGAUAGUGUGUAAGGACGUGACGGCAGAGACACUGUAUGACGUCCUCCAUGACACCAGCUACCGCAGAAAGUGGGACACCAACAUGAUCGACACGUACGACAUUGGCAGGCUGACCGCCAACGCCGACGUCGGAUAUUACUCCUGGAAAUGUCCGAGCCCUCUGAAGAACAGAGACUUUGUGACGAUGAGGUCUUGGCUUCCUCUCGGCAACGACUACCUGAUCAUCAACUACUCCGUCAAACAUCCGCAACAUCCUCCCAAGAAGGAUUACGUCCGAGCCGUGUCCCUGCUGACCGGAUACCUGAUCCAGUCCAACGGAGCCAGCUGCUCCACCCUCUACUACCUGACUCAGAUGGACCCCAAAGGUUCGUUACCAAAGUGGGUGGUGAACAGAGUCUCUCAGUUUGUGGCUCCAAAGGCCAUGAGGAGGAUCUACAAGGCGUCCCUGAAGUAUCCAGACUGGAAGCGGAAGCACAACCCAAACCUGAAGCCGUGGAUGUUCCCGGAGCAGAACGCGCUGCCGUGCCUCAGCGUGUCGGAGCUGACGCUGCAGCGCGCCGACUCUCUGGAGAACAUCGACGAGAGCGGCCUGAGCGAGGAGAAGACGCACCACAGCGAGGACGAGGAGACCUGAAGUGACUGAGAACAUGGAGUCUCAUUCUUUGUUUGUUGGGUGGUUUGUUUGUCACGGACUUCAGCAGGAUUCGGUUUUCCUCUGCGUUCUUCUUCCAUGGUUCAGCUCCAACUCAGGCUGUAAACGAUGAGCAGAUUAUUCAGGAUUAGACAAAUAAAAAUGGGAUUAAAGUGUC